GUGUAUAAGAGCCUGCGUGGACGCAGCCUGCCUGCAAAGCGUCAGCUGCCUUGCUGUUGUUCGGACGUGUGCCAUGGCAUUCCUCUUGUUCCUGCUGUACGAAUUCGCGAUUGCAGGUGCGAUAAACCUCGCACACGCCCAGGGCCCUGCUACACUUGACCGUGGUGGUCUUGUUUCUCUGAGAACACCUCUCAGUCCUGUUGAAGUUGCUGUUUACUAUGAAGCACUGUGCCCAGAUUCACGAAGUUUCAUUACAAGGCAGUUACUGCCUGCAUUCUUGAAAGGCCCUGGUUUGAUCAAUCCUGUUCUGAUUCCAUAUGGGAAAGCCGAGACCAGAGAAACACCAACUGGUUACGAAUUUACAUGCCAACAUGGACCCGUAGAGUGCCAGGGUAAUAAAGUGCAUGCAUGUGCUGCUGCCAUCAUUGGAAGUAAAGAGAUGCAAGUGAAAUAUGUAGCAUGCAUGAUAAGCAAUAACAUGAAUCCAGAAGAAAUUGGAGAAAGGUGUGCCACCAAGCUCGGUAUUGCUUGGGACCCAAUUCUGCAGUGUUCAAGAGCAAGGGAAGGAAAUGAGCUGCUAAAAGCAAAUGGUGAUGCUACCUAUGCCUUGAAUCCGAGUGUAUCGUUUAUACCAACAAUAACACUGAAUGGAAAUCAGGGUAACCAGGCUGCCAUCUUAAAGAAUCUGUUUGGAGAAGUUUGCAACCUCUAUCCGGAACCUAAACCAGCAGAGUGUGAAUAUGAGAGGAAACCAUCUGAGUAAUGAAGAUCAAGUUACAUAUAAAAUGUUUAAGAUUCAUUGGCUUGAGCAAUAAAAAAUAACCCAUUCAGUAUUGUUAAAUACUUCGAAUAUCACAAUAUUGAGAAACUGUCGCACUUAAAAUAUAAUAUCUCCUGUAAUCCAUUCCGAUAAUUACAGUUAAUGCAUUUAUCAAAAAAUGGUUAACCCUAUACCUUCACACUACCUAAUCAUGUGAUCUUCUGUCGCCGUUCCAUUACAAAGUAGAUUCUUUAAAGACUGUAAAUGUAAGUAUUUUUAUGAAGUUGAUGCUUUGAAAAGACUGCAUUAAAACAAGAAUAUGUCUGCAUCUUGUGGUUCUGGUGGCCAUUGUGAAAUGUAACACAGAAUUUAGAUAGUUAUUGUACAGAAGUAAGAGUUCGGGCAUUCCAUGAGAUUCUGUUUCACUGUUUUCCUUGCCACUGAUAUAUGCAGCAAAGUGUCAAUAUGUGGAAUACCUAUGCCAUUUGGUACUGCUGCAUUGACUAAUUGUCAUUAUAUUAUCCCAAAUUAUUGAAAUAUUUUUGUUAAUGUUGUUUGUCGUACCAUGGGGUAACUAUUGCAUAUGUUCCAUUUCUUCCCUGAAUAAGUAUUGCACUUUUAUGGGUAAUAUAAAGUACAAAAAAUUCAACGCUGUAUUGUAUAAUAUAAUUUGAAAUACAGAUUUUGUUACAGUGUUUCAGUGUGAUUCUUUUUUAGAUUAAGGCAGUGGUCUAGAAUUUAGUUUUGUAAUAUUGUUACACCAGUUGAGCAUUGUUGUUGUUUGUGGAUGUCGUCAGCAAUGUACCAGAAAAUUUAAUAGGUUGUCAACUCAGUGGCUAUCAUAAGAAAAGUAUAAAAAUUACCCACUUUCUAUUUUGAAGAUGUGGGACAUUGGAUAUGUUAACCACAGCAAAAAAUAACACACACUCAGAAUUGUUGAAUAAGAAAAAAAUUUAGAGCUUGAAACAUUUAUACCACUAUAAUUUCCACACAUAACAUAACAAAUCCAAGAAGUACCAAGAGACUAACUAAAUUAUGCCACUUGGCGCAAACAGCAAUCCACUUUGUCAGCCAAAGAGUACACACUACACUCUAAGCACUUGUCAAACUUCUAUUCCCACGCAGCUCCCCCUGCAGUAGAACAAAGCUCCAGAAAUGUAGGAAAACUGAUGUUGAACUCGUCUGGCCCUCAUAUUAACUGGGAACGUCCUGUGGGGUGUCCUUGUGAAAUGAUACCGGGAUCUCUUAGUACGACACUGGAGUAUGCAUCACUGAACUUGGGGGUUGGUGAUCUCGUUUGUCAGUCUGGUAAUGGAGAUCUGUGUACCAAGUCGGUAGGUCAUCGAUGGGUUACAAUUAAGGUGUCUUUAUCCUUUUGAAUGACACUGUCUUAAGUUUAGCUUAAUAGUACAUUCAUUACACUUCCAAACUUGGAAAGGGAGAGUAUAAGAAGGUUGUAGUGGUGAGUGGACAGUGCUGGUCCUUAGAAUAGCACGGCAGCGUGUCUACAAAUCCUGAAGUAAAAUGUUGGCAUCUCUAUGACGAGGUGAGGAGUAGGGCCGAAAUGUUGGCACCUCUAUGAUGAGGUGAGGUGUAGUGCGAAGCAGGUCAGCUGGUACGAAAAACUCUGAUGGAAGCCGCAAUGUCUCUGCAGGGACCAUCUUACUGUUGGCAUGCCAAUGUCUUGCAUGACCGCAGUGCAAAAGCCACACAGCACAGCUUUGGGUGGGGACUAAAAUAGUUACAGGGCAAUUAGCGAAGGCUUCCAGAAACCGCAGCAUAUCCCAAACAAACCUCCAGCAGACAUCAGGUAUGAGCAUUAUCAAAGAAAACAGUCAUCACAUCCAAAAUGUUACAUACAAAGACAGAGAAGCUAGACACAUUCAGGAUGAAAUUUGAGCCAGCAGAAUGUAUUCUAGGAGAGUAAAUGGCUGUUGUUUGAAAUCCAAACUAAACACCAUAAAAAAAGAAAAGAAAAAUACACAAUGAAAACAAAGAAUUUAAAUCCAAACUGUCUUUCAUAAAAAGGGAACUAGAAAAAUUGAAAAAGGGUAGGUGCUCAUCCCCAAAAAUCACCAGAUCAGUUUCAAAAAUACUCUUCUUUUGCACUGCUUGUUACAAGAACAGUGACACAAUGUUCAAUCUGUUCCUUCCUCCGUGACCUAGUUGAACAUCGUAUCUUCAAAGGCAUAAAACAAUCCUCCUUUUCCUUUUGGAUAGUUUCAUGAUCCUAAUCCACUUCAUCAGCUAAAAUACCUCAUAAAGCUGUGAAUGAAGUAACUUUCUUCUCUUAACAAUGUACCUCUCUCUCUCUCUCCCCAGUAAUAAAACAAAUAUUACAUUGUGGAAUAUAGACCACUAUCAAGCUUUAAAAUUUUAUCCAAAACAGGAUGGUCCAUGUGUUUUCUUGGUUGAGAAAUUGUGUUGAUGCUUUGCAAAUGAGUAGUUGUAAAUUUCAACAGGGCAAUUGUACUUAAUUCAACUGAAUGCUGACGAUAAGUAAAUAUUUUUUUCUCCAAUAUUGUCACUGGUUAAUUCAUAUAUCAAUUAAAUAAUUACUAAUUUACUUGAUAUUACAAAGGUGCUAUAAGAAAAUGGCAAUGUUUUGAAAAGGGGGUAAAAGAAGUUAGGAGAGGAUGGCCUCUUCAAAGUCACGAGAGAAACAUUUCCAUUGUGAGGAGCAUUUAGUCCAGUCAUAUCACUAGGGUGCCUAGAAUUUUAUUUACUAGUGGCAAUGUAAUUAUUUAUCAGCAAAUAAGUGAAAUGUAAAAUAAAAUUAGACAAGAGUCAUAAAUAUUAAACAGUGUUCCAAAAUGAAUAUAUUGUCUUGUUGUAUGGUGUAUUGUUGAAAAGAGUUCUGAAAAAUUGUUAUUGUUCAUUUUUAAGGAAAAAAAUAGGAGAAAAUGAUAAAUAUACAAGAAGCCUUUUAUUUGAACUUGUAAAAAGAUUUAUUUUCUGUAGUGUGGUUGCUUUGUUAUAAUUUUGAUUAUAUACUGUGUUGUGUUGGCCUUUGUUUUGUUGGGUUCUUGUACCAAGGAAAGAUAGUAUGACUUUGUGCAGAAGAACCUUUUGUGUUAAGUAUACUAAUAUUUUUAAAAACUUGAAAAUUCUUUCAGUCUACAAAAGAGCCAAUGUUUGUUAUAUUUAUAAAUGAAAAUAAAUAUUUCAGAAAGGUUA
Molecule: messenger RNA, 3937 nt
Organism: Schistocerca americana (American grasshopper)
Lineage: Eukaryota; Metazoa; Arthropoda; Insecta; Orthoptera; Acrididae
Product: gamma-interferon-inducible lysosomal thiol reductase-like
Exons: 6
Coding region: 74-763 (229 amino acids)
Molecular function (GO): oxidoreductase activity, acting on a sulfur group of donors, disulfide as acceptor
Source: RefSeq, a predicted model, not a curated record